AUGGCCGAAUCAGCGCAGAUUGAAGCUGCUGACGAAGAAGCGGAAAUCCGAUUUUUUUUGUUCGUGUUCGUGAUUGUCAAGGAAUGCGCGACGGAGGCAUGCAAAAGCAGGAGCGAAGCAGCGAGUCACAGGGGCCCUGAUGCCGUAAGCGGCUUUCUUCUUGCGAUUUGA
Messenger RNA from Chaetomium globosum CBS 148.51, 171 nucleotides. RefSeq lists its product as uncharacterized. The record is from RefSeq and is a predicted model, not a curated record. The coding region runs from base 1 to 171 and encodes 56 amino acids. Lineage: Eukaryota; Fungi; Ascomycota; Sordariomycetes; Sordariales; Chaetomiaceae. The transcript is spliced from 2 exons.